AUGGGCAUCACGCUGCACAUCAAAGAACAUGGGGGAGAAUACCUGGACGGAUCGUCUUCGUCUUGCGGCGCAAGAGAAGGGUUCCGACUUGCGCGUGCGCCUGGAAGGACCUUACGGUCACAUGAGUGUGAAGCUGGAAGAGUACCCGGAUCUCGUCCUCAUCGCCGGUGGCGUUGGCUUCACUCCUAUGGCACCUCUACUGGAAAUGGCCCUUGACUCAGAGAGGCGUACCAAUCUCCUGCCUCACCUGCGGAGAAUCUGGCUUGUUUGGACUGUACAGAGCUAUGACCAGCUCAUGUGGUUUGAGGCACUUCUCCUGCGAUGCUUCUCCGCCUCUAUGGUCACGAGCGGCUCCAGCGGCUUUUCUAUGAAGGUCCAGCUGUUUGUCACCAGGGACAACAGACAGGGGAGGAGUAUGGCCUCGUCAUCGAUGCCCUUUAAGAAGGAGAGGCCUGACAUGGAUCGCAUCUUCAACACCAUCGCGCGGGACACGAGAGGAACUGACGUGGCGACGCUGGUCUGCGGGCCUGUCUCGCUCGUCUCGUCGGCUUCCUCCCGUUCAAGGCUUCAUGGAUUUGAUUGUCACGUCGAGACCUUCAACUUGUAAAUUUCGGAUCUUCGGAGGCUUCAGAGAGUCAAAGCCUGAGUCUCAGAGUCUCCCCGGGAGAUCGGGCGCCGCCGAGCGGGCGGCCUGCGGCCUGAGAGCGGCGCACCGAGUGUGUGAUGAAAGUUGCGCUUUGCCUCAUCCGAUUCGGCGGAAAGUUUUGUGUAUCUAUUGUACAUACAUCACAAUUGUUUCUUU
Molecule: messenger RNA, 802 nt
Organism: Guillardia theta CCMP2712
Lineage: Eukaryota; Cryptophyceae; Pyrenomonadales; Geminigeraceae
Exons: 13
Coding region: 29-607 (192 amino acids)
Biological process (GO): copper ion import; iron ion transport; intracellular iron ion homeostasis
Cellular component (GO): plasma membrane
Molecular function (GO): ferric-chelate reductase activity
Source: RefSeq, a predicted model, not a curated record